AUGGAGCAGCAAUGGACGAAACAACGGAAAAAAAAGCCGAAGGAAUUUGUCGAUUUGCCGGUAGAUGUCAUUCAAAACAUUAUUAUGAAAGUGGAUCCGCACGAUAGAUUUUCCGUCCGAAAAGUCAAUCGAAAUCUUCGCCAACUCAUUGAUGAAAUGAACCCUGGAUUUAGAACUAUUUCAGUUGACAUUUCUACGAGAAACUAAGUUUUUGUUCGUAUAUCAAUGGACGUUGUGGUUGUGGAACCAGUGUUGUUCACUACAAGCAAAUGGGCAACGAUUGUGUUAUUUUGUAUGAAGAUGAUCAGAGUCAUGAGCCUUCCCAAAGCACAACUUCAUUGCUUAUCGAUUACCAUUCCAACAAAGGAUCAUAUGAAAAAGGGUCGAUGCGAGGAAAGAGUAUUGAGCCGUGUUCAGGACAUGGUAGAUAUGCUCAGCUCAUCCAAAUUUCCGAAUGUCAAAAUCAUUCAUUUCUUUAAAAUUUCGUCUUCUCAAAUAGCUCAAAUUAUUCCGAGCUUCAAGGCUGGAAAUCUGGAAGAGCUACAUCUCAACACAUCUGAUAAACCGACAGCUCAAGAUGUUGAAAAAAUCUGCAAUUCAGAUCAGUGGAAACAUGCAAAAGAGUUUGACGGAAAUUGUGAUUUUACGGAUGUUCCUAUCAAACAUCUCAGUCACUUCUCUCGUGUUCGUGCCCCUUAUGAAAAAAUUUCCGUGGAUACCGCUGUUGAAAUUAGAAAUGUUUUGCUGUCGUCUGGUAACAUCGAGCGUGCAAUGUUCUUAUCGAAAAGUGACUUCGGCGUCGAUGUUGUUCGCGUUUUUGAUCCGGAAGCAGCCUAUGUGAACAAAAAUACGAUUUUCCAUGAUGGUGCUGGCGUUUUCAUUCAAGUCCCUGCCGAUGUGGACCGAAAUACGGAUUACAAUGGUUUUCUAUUUUCGAACGACAAAGAUACUAUCAAAUUCGAGAAGAAAAUUUAA
Caenorhabditis elegans is the source of this 975-nucleotide messenger RNA. NCBI's taxonomy places the organism in Eukaryota, Metazoa, Nematoda, Chromadorea, Rhabditida, Rhabditidae. The record is from the annotation of a RefSeq genome assembly.